GUAACCCAUAACCCCAAAUAUAUAUAUUUUUAAUGCAUAUAUAAAUAUUUUGAGUGACUGAGAAACGAUAGAGCAAGAAAAUUUCACCAACAUUACAAAAGUUUCUCUCUCAUUUCUUCAUCACUUGCACUGCUCUGUUUUUUCUUUCCUCAUUUUGAAUAGUUCUCAAACUUGUGUUUUGUUUUUCCCCUGAAGCUUAUUUUCUCCAUUUGCAAUAAUCUCGGGAUCCGAAUCCAAUAAAAGAGCAAUCAGAAUAUUAUAGACCUGUACGAUACUUUUGUGCAUAAGCUAGACACAAUGGCAGAGGAAUACUACAGCCUCCGCUCGGAGAGAGUACCUCAGCUUCUUGUCCCUAACUCGGAGUCUGACUCAGCGAGUGACAAAAACGAGAAGAAGACGAAACGUGCCAGAGACUCCGGUAAGCACCCGGUUUACCGCGGCGUGAGGAUGAGGAACUGGGGGAAAUGGGUGUCGGAGAUUCGUGAGCCGAGGAAGAAGUCACGUAUCUGGCUAGGAACUUUCCCGACUCCGGAGAUGGCGGCGCGUGCACACGACGUAGCUGCUCUGAGCAUAAAAGGAACAUCAGCUAUACUAAACUUCCCUGAACUCGCUGACUCAUUCCCUCGACCAGUCUCGCUUAGCCCUCGAGACAUUCAGACAGCAGCUCUCAAAGCAGCUCACAUGGAGCCAACGACGACUUCGUUUUCAUCUUCCACGUCGUCGUCCUCUUCUCUGUCUUCCACGUCUUCGCUUGAGUCUCUUGUUUUGGUGAGGACCGAGUCAGAGGAGCUAGGUGAGAUCGUGGAGCUGCCAAGUCUUGGAGCGAGUUACGACGUUGACUCGGCUACGCUUGGGAACGAGUUCGUGUUCUCUGACUCAGUAGACUACUGUUUAUAUCCGCCGCCGUGGGGACAGUCGUCAGAUGAUAACUACGGUUACGGAGUCAUCCCUAACUUUGGCCAUGGCUUGUCAUGGGAUCUUUAACAGUUUUAUUUCUAUGUCAUCACUAUAAUUAUAUAAUGUUAUGUUUAAUCUCUUUUUUAAAA
Capsella rubella is the source of this 1046-nucleotide messenger RNA. Its product is annotated as dehydration-responsive element-binding protein 3. The coding region runs from base 298 to 984 and encodes 228 amino acids. Gene Ontology annotation, molecular function: DNA binding; DNA-binding transcription factor activity. NCBI's taxonomy places the organism in Eukaryota, Viridiplantae, Streptophyta, Magnoliopsida, Brassicales, Brassicaceae. The transcript has a single exon. Gene Ontology annotation, biological process: regulation of DNA-templated transcription. The record is from RefSeq and is a predicted model, not a curated record.